Messenger RNA from Momordica charantia (bitter melon), 1441 nucleotides. Its product is annotated as mitochondrial dicarboxylate/tricarboxylate transporter DTC. NCBI's taxonomy places the organism in Eukaryota, Viridiplantae, Streptophyta, Magnoliopsida, Cucurbitales, Cucurbitaceae. The record is from RefSeq and is a predicted model, not a curated record.
AUUCUUCUUAAAAGAAAAAUGAAAAUAAAGAGGAAAAUCUAUAUGGGAAGAGAUUAAUGGCAAUGGAUGGGGGGAAGGAAACGACGAAAAUGGGUUGAGGCUCGUAAAGUUAAGAUAUAAAACUUCCGUCCUUAAUUUUCCCGAGAAUCACCACCUCCACUUCCACUUCCACUUCCGCUUCAACUCUCUUCCUCUUCCUCCAUCUCAUACUCUCUGCUCUCACCAAUGGCGGACGACAAGAAGCCCAAGUCCGCCACCGUUUGGCCCACUGUCAAGCCCUUUGUUAACGGAGGUGCCUCUGGCAUGCUCGCCACCUGCGUCAUCCAACCGAUUGAUAUGGUCAAGGUGAGAAUUCAAUUGGGUCAAGGAUCGGCUGGCCAGGUUACCAGAACCAUGCUUAAGGAGGAGGGACUUGGUGCCUUUUACAAGGGUUUAUCUGCUGGAUUGCUCAGACAAGCUACAUAUACUACAGCAAGGCUUGGAUCUUUUAAGAUGUUGACAAAUAAAGCAAUUGAAGCGAAUGAGGGAAAGCCGCUUCCACUGUAUCAGAAGGCCUUAUGUGGGCUCACAGCUGGUGCUAUCGGAGCAUCUGUUGGUAGUCCGGCAGACUUAGCUCUUAUUCGGAUGCAAGCAGAUGCAACUUUACCAACUGCCCAGCGCCGAAAUUAUAAAAAUGCCUUCCAUGCACUAUAUCGCAUUCUUGCGGACGAGGGAGUUUUGGCUCUGUGGAAAGGCGCUGGCCCCACUGUAGUGAGAGCAAUGGCAUUAAACAUGGGAAUGCUUGCCUCAUAUGAUCAAAGUGUGGAGUUCUUCAAGGAUAACCUUGGUUUUGGAGAAGCUGCUACGGUGUUGGGUGCAAGUUCGGUAUCAGGAUUCUUUGCUUCAGCAUGUAGUCUACCCUUUGAUUAUGUGAAGACUCAAAUUCAGAAAAUGCAACCCGAUGCUGAGGGCAAAUUUCCCUACUCUGGUUCCUUAGAUUGUGCCAUGAAGACUCUCAAGGCAGGAGGGCCACUCAAAUUUUACACCGGAUUUCCUGUGUAUUGCGUCAGAAUUGCCCCCCAUGUCAUGAUGACAUGGAUUUUCCUAAACCAGAUUCAAAAGCUGGAAACUUCCUAUGGGCUGUAAAGGACUGACCAAGUAAAGUUGAUGGAGAUCCCUUCCGAGUUGAUUUCAGGCUUCAACAAUAAUUAAUUUUUUUCUUCUUCUUUUGUUCUUUGGCCAUGUUGUACUCUAACUUUCUUUUAAUGCAGAUUUCCAGACUUGAGUUUAAAAGCGUUUUAAGCUUGCCCUUCUGUGUGAAUAUGAAUAGAGGUAGCAACAGGGUAUACAAUUGCUUCUGUAAUUUGAAUGCGCCAGAUUCUUACCGGGAAAAACAUGAAUCAUGAGAUGUUUGAGAAUAAAAUAUUUGAGACUGAAAGAUAACUGUGAGAAUGUUAUUGGA